CGUGGAGCGCGGCGGGGCGCAGGCGCGGGGCCGUGCCCGCCUGCCCUGCCCGCGGAGCCCUGCCCGAGCCCGCCGGCCCCGCCGGGGAGCGGGCUGUGAGGAAGGGUGGCUCCCCGGCCGCCUCUCCGCUUCUGACCCGGUGCCGCCGGCUCGGCGCGGGGCCGGGCAGCGCGGAGGAUGAGCUGGUUCAACGCCUCGCAGCUCUCCAGCUUCGCCAAGCAGGCGCUGUCGCAGGCCCAGAAGUCCAUCGACCGGGUGCUGGACAUCCAGGCCGAAGAGAGCCCUUGGCCCGACGCCGUCAUCCCCGACUACGGCGACGGAACAAACUCUCUCAUAAGUGGAGGGUGGGAUACAUCUUCCUGGGGCUUAAGUUCAAAUACAGAACCACAGAACCAGCCCGUGUCACCAACAGCAAUCACUAAGCCGGUGAGGAGGACGGUAGUAGAUGAAUCUGAAAACUUCUUCAGUGCCUUUCUCUCCCCGACGGAUGUUCAGAGUAUCCAGAAAAAUUCAGUGGUGUCCAAACCUCCAGCCAAAUCACAGCGACCCAAAGAGGAGGUGAAAAGCACUUUAAAGGAGUCCCAACAGCCCAGUCAGCUGGAAGUACCAGUGACAACAGAGGCAGAAGUGAAGGAUCCCUCUGUAGCUGGCCUAGUGGACUUGAAAAACCUUGAUAUUCCCAAGGAGAAAUUAGAAGAGAAUUCUGUGCUUGAAUCUGAUGCCAAGCAUGAAGAAAGCACAAAUGAAGUUACUGACAAAAAGGUGUCUGCUCUAAAUUUGGAAGUACCUGAAGAUGCUCUUAAUGAAAAAUGCAGCCCAGGAGGGGAUGGGGCGGGGGGUGCACCAGGCAGCACCUCACAGCCUCUCCACGCAGGUACAAAGGAGGUGGGUUUGGAAACUAAGGAGCGAAAGACUGAGGACAGGCAAAGCAAUACACCCUCACCUCCAAUUAGCACUUUCUCCUCGGGGACAUCCACAACGAGUGACAUUGAAGUUCUGGACCAUGAAAGUGUCAUAAGUGAGAGCUCAGUAAGUUCAAGACAAGAAGCUGCAGAUUCAAAAUCCAGUCUUCAUCUAAUGCAGACAUCAUUUCAGCUUUUGUCUACAUCGGCCUGCGCAGAUUAUAAUCGUUUGGAUGACUUUCAAAAAAUGACUGAGAGCUGUGGCUCCUCAGAUGCUUUUGAAAGAAUCGAUUCAUUUAGUGUCCAGUCUUUGGAUAGUAGAAGUGUGAGCGAAAUAAAUUCAGAUGAUGAGUUAUCAGGCAGGGCUCCUGCUUCAGCAUCUGUCGCUGUCAGUGCUUCUGCACCAAAGGCAGAAGUGGCUGAUGAUCUGAAAAAUAAAUCUGAAAACUUGAGUGAUGCUCCUGUUUUACCUGCCGAGGAGGCAGAGAUGGAGGAGAGUGGGAGAAGUGCAACCCCUGUUAAUUCUGAGCAGCCAGAUGUUCUGGUUGCUACCGUGCAAACUGUUGGAGAGCAGAUUGUGAAAGAGGAGACUGAGCCCCAGCAGGAUGGUGUUGAAAACUUGGUAGAAGAGGACACUGAAAAGCAAGAGCUUAACAAGAUGAUUGAUUCAUUAACUGAGAAACUGGAGAAGAGGGAAAUACAGUUAUUAAGCACUAGUAAAGAAAAGGCACGCCUGGAAGAAGCUUAUGAUAACCUCAAAGAUGAAAUGUUUAGAAUGAAAGAAGAGAGCAGUAGCCUUUCCUCUCUUAAAGAGGAGUUUGCUCAGAGGAUUGCGGAUGCUGAGAAGAAGCUCCAGCUGGCCUGCAAGGAAAGGGAUGCAGCUAGAAAGGAAGUAAAGACUGUUAAAGAAGAAUUGGCUACUAGACUUAAUAGUAAUGAAACUGCUGAAUUACUGAAAGAAAAAGAAGAGCAAAUCAAAGGAUUAAUGGAGGAAGGAGAAAAGCUUUCCAAACAGCAGCUGCAUAAUUCCAACAUUAUUAAGAAAUUAAGAGCCAAGGAGAAAGAGAGAGAAAAUGUUAAUACGAAACAGAACAAAAAAAUUAAAGAAUUGGAAGAGGAGUUGCAGCAUUUAAAACAGGUGCUUGAUGGCAAGGAAGACCUGGAGAAGCAGCAUCGAGACAGCAUUAAGCAACUGAACAGUGUUGUAGAGAGACAAGAAAAGGAUCUUACUAAACUUCAGGCAGAAGUGGAAGACCUUGAAGAACGCAACAGAAGUGUCCAGGCAGCACUUGACAGUGCAUACAAGGAACUUGCAGAUCUUCAUAAAGCUAAUGCUACAAAGGACAGUGAGGCACAAGAAGCAGCCCUCAGUCGGGAGAUGAAGGCAAAAGAAGAGCUUGGGUUAGCUCUGGAGAAGGCCCAGGACGAGGCACGGCAGCAGCAAGAGGCUUUGGCAAUUCAGGUGGCAGACCUGAGGCUGGCACUGCAGCGUGCGGAGCAGCAGGCAGCAAGAAAGGAAGACUAUUUACGCCAGGAAAUCAGCGAACUACAGCAGAGACUGCAGGAAGCAGAGAGCCGGAACCAAGAGUUAAGUCAGAGUGUAACAUCUGCCACACGGCCCCUUCUCCGGCAGAUAGAGAAUCUGCAAGCCACGCUGGGAGCACAGACCUCUGCUUGGGAAAAAUUGGAAAAGAACCUUUCUGACAGGCUUGGUGAGUCUCAAACUCUUCUAGCAGCAGCUGCUGAGAGAGAACGGGCUGCUACAGAAGAACUUCUUUCUAAUAAAAUUCAGAUGUCUUCUACUGAGUCUCAGAAUAGUCUUUUAAGGCAAGAAAAUACACGCCUUCAGGCUCAACUAGAAGUGGAAAGAAACAGAUUGAAAAAAAUGGAAAAUGAAAACAGUAGGUAUGAGGUUGAACUAGAAGGACUCAAAGAUGAGUAUGCAAAAACCUUGGAAGAUGCAAAGAAAGAAAAGACAUUGCUGGCUACUCAGCUAGAAAUGGAAAAGAUGAAGGUUGAACAGGAAAGAAAGAAGGCAAUUUUUGUGCAAGAAGCAGCAAAGGAGAAGGAUCGGAAGCCAUUUCCAGUUGACACUGUUUCAAGUACUCCAACCAUGUCACGUUCCAGUUCCAUAAGUGGAGUUGAUAUGGCAGGUCUUCAGACAUCUUUCCUUUCACAGGAUGAUCCGCACGAUCACUCAUUUGGGCCAAUAGCUACUAGUGGGAGCAAUCUUUAUGAUGCCAUAAGGAUGGGAGCAGGUUCAAGUAUAAUUGAAAACCUCCAAUCACAGCUAAAGCUAAGAGAAGGAGAGAUUUCACAUCUACAGCUGGAAAUUGGAAACCUUGAGAAAACUCGAUCAAUAAUGGCAGAGGAGCUGGUUAAAUUAACAAAUCAAAAUGAUGAACUUGAAGAGAAAGUGAAGGAAAUCCCCAAGUUCCGGGCGCAGUUAAAGGAUUUGGAUCAAAGAUACAACACAAUUCUUCAGAUGUAUGGAGAGAAAGCAGAAGAAGCUGAAGAACUCCGACUGGAUCUGGAAGAUGUGAAAAACAUGUACAAGACUCAGAUAGAUGAACUUCUAAAACAAAGACAAAAUUAACUCCUGCUGGAACUCUGAACACUAUAUGAUAACAGAUUGUAAAGAUACUGGUUUAUGUAAAUGCUGAAUUUAAAUGUCUUGUAAAAAGAUAACUGUAUAAUAGAAGAUGUGACUAUAUAAUAGAGUUCAUAUGUUGACAAAAAAAAAAAUCAAUGCUUUAAGUGUCUUGUACUGUCUGCAGUUAAAUUAUUUGUGCAAUAUUUAAUUUUCUUUUUUCAGUCAUCCCUUUAUUUAAGCUUUUGAUAAAGGAUGGACCAUUUUACUUGUAAACUGUAGCAGAAAUGAUGAUUGUUACCUCAUGAUACAGCGCUGGAAAGCAUUUUUCCUAAAGUAGCCCUUGAUCCAUGACCUCUGUAUACCUAUGGAAAUGACAUUAGAAGUCUUUCUUAAAGUGUUCUUAAUACGAGUCUCUUAAAAAUCUCAGCAGUUAAAUUUUAAUAACAAAUAGCAGUGGCUUGCUGUCUGAGGCAUAGUUGUUAGGUAUUUUUUAUGACAGGAAAAUCCCAUAUUUAUACUCACAACUUCUGAACAUGUUAGGAUGGUAAUUCUCAGUUCUUAGACAAACCAGAUCAGUCUGACUGUUUUGUACUAAGCCCUCGAAAGCAGUGAGGCUCAGAUGCAGCCUUAAAAAUUGCAGCUUCAUCUUUGUAUUGCUUGUGUCAUCUCAUGAGCUGUCUAGAGACAGCAGCUCUGCUUGUGAUUCUGAAACUGUUUAACACCAGAAAUCUGAACUAAUCAGUAUUUGUUCUAGAGUUAGAUGCUGAUUUUUAACAGUUCAGAAGAAUGCAGAAUUUUAUUUUUUUUUUUUUUACUAAUUGCUACUGCUCUCCUGGUUCCUUUUCUAUAAGUAACAAGGUUUAGACUCUUUGCCAAAUGGUGCUGUGGCUUAAUACAGUUUUCAAACAAGUCUGCAGUGGCUGCAGAGUAUUUCCCAUGCCAUUCCUUGAGCAAGGUAUUGGUCAAAUAGCAUCUAUGUGGCUUGACAUUUAGCCACAUUCUCAGUAGUGUCAGAGGAAAGAUUUGAAUGGGACCCUUGGGAAUGCUGAGAAUCGAGGGAAGAAGCUUGUGUUUUCCUCUCUGCAUUCCAGCCAGCAAAUAUUUUGCUGCAUCUCAGAACUGUAGCUGUGACAGGCUGUGAAAUAGUUGAAAUUCUUUGCUUAUCAUACCACUGCCUCUGUUGUGAGGGGUUUCUCCACAGCUCUGUGCACUGUACUUUGGGUUAGAGAGCUCUGCUCCUGCUUGUGUAUUGACUGGCCUGAGAGAGACAGGGUGUGAGUGAUGAGAAUUUGCUUCUGCAGAAAAGCCUCUCAGUAAUACAACUUUCCUCUGGGUGUUAAGGAUUUAUUCCUUAGUGGGAGAACAUUUGGUCACUGCAGGUACACAGGUGAGGGGAUGUUGGUGGAACAGCCUUAUUCAGUUUGAGAUUCAGGAAGUUCCUCUGAGGGUUUCAAUAAAGCCAUAGAGCACAAACACUAAUCUUUAACUCCACUACUGUCUUAGAAAAAUUAACUACUUUAAUAAAAUAAAAGACAUUUCAAUAUU
Molecule: messenger RNA, 5040 nt
Organism: Apus apus (common swift)
Lineage: Eukaryota; Metazoa; Chordata; Aves; Apodiformes; Apodidae
Gene: TMF1
Product: TATA element modulatory factor 1
Exons: 17
Coding region: 178-3498 (1106 amino acids)
Cellular component (GO): endoplasmic reticulum; Golgi apparatus
Source: RefSeq, a predicted model, not a curated record